This is a messenger RNA of Phyllostomus hastatus (greater spear-nosed bat), 3296 nucleotides long. It is a transcript of the gene COLGALT1, whose product is annotated as collagen beta(1-O)galactosyltransferase 1. The transcript has 12 exons. Bases 130 to 2001 code for a protein of 623 amino acids. NCBI's taxonomy places the organism in Eukaryota, Metazoa, Chordata, Mammalia, Chiroptera, Phyllostomidae. Gene Ontology annotation, molecular function: procollagen galactosyltransferase activity. The record is from RefSeq and is a predicted model, not a curated record.
UUGUCUGAUUCAAGCCUCGCGCUCUCCUCCCCUUUAAGGCGCACGCCUGCCCCGGGGUUUCAACAGGCCCUUUAAGGCGCGGCCCACGUCCUCCGGCAGAAAAGAGACUUAAAGGCGACGCGUGGCGCGAUGGCGGCGGCCCCACGCGCGUGCCGAGGGCGCGGGCGGCCGCUCCCAACGCUGCUGUUGUUGCUGUUGCUGGCACUGCCUCCUCCGGGGGGCCCGCCAGGCGCCUCUGCCUACUUCCCAGAGGAGCGUUGGAGCCCCGAGUCCCCGCUGCAGGCGCCGCGCGUGCUCAUCGCCCUGCUGGCUCGCAACGCGGCCCACGCACUGCCAGCCACACUGGGUGCACUGGAACGGCUGCAGCACCCGCGGGAGCGCACGGCGCUGUGGGUGGCCACGGACCACAACUCAGACAACACAUCAGCUGUACUGCGGGAGUGGUUGGUGGCCGUGAAGAGUUUGUACCAUUCCGUGGAAUGGAGGCCAGCAGAGGAGCCCAGGUCCUACCCCGAUGAGGAGGGUCCCAAACACUGGUCCGACUCGCGCUACGAGCACAUCAUGAAGUUGCGCCAGGCAGCCCUGAAAUCAGCCCGGGACAUGUGGGCUGAUUACAUCUUGUUUGUGGACUCAGACAACCUGAUCCUGAACCCGGACAUGCUGACUCUGCUGAUCGCUGAGAACAAGACAGUGGUAGCGCCCAUGCUGGAUUCCCGAGCCGCCUACUCCAAUUUCUGGUGUGGGAUGACUUCUCAGGGCUACUACAAGCGCACACCUGCCUACAUCCCCAUUCGAAAGCGGGACCGCCGGGGCUGUUUUGCAGUUCCCAUGGUGCACUCGACCUUCCUGAUCGACUUGCGGAAGGCAGCGUCCAGGAACUUGGCAUUCUAUCCUCCACACAGCGACUAUACCUGGUCUUUUGAUGACAUCAUCGUUUUUGCCUUCUCCUGCAAGCAGGCAGAGGUCCAGAUGUAUGUGUGCAACAAGGAGGUGUAUGGCUUUCUGCCAGUGCCACUGCGGUCGCAUAGUACCCUCCAGGACGAGGCUGAGAGCUUCAUGCAUGUGGAGCUGGAGGUUAUGGUGAAGCACUCCCCAGCAGAGCCCUCCCAGUUUGUCUCGGUGCCUCCCAGGAUGCCUGACAAGAUGGGCUUUGAUGAGGUCUUCAUGAUCAACCUGAAGCGGCGGCAGGACCGACGGGAGCGCAUGGUGCGGGCACUGCAGGUUCAGGAGAUCGAGUUCCGGCUACUCGAGGCUGUGGAUGGCAAAGCCAUGAACACUAGCCAGGUGGAGGCACUGGGCAUCCAGAUGCUGCCUGGCUACCAGGACCCCUACCACGGGCGACCGCUCACCAAGGGAGAGUUGGGCUGCUUCCUCAGCCACUAUAACAUCUGGAAGGAGGUUGUGGACAGGGGGCUGCAGAAAUCGCUUGUCUUCGAGGACGACCUGCGCUUCGAAAUCUUCUUCAAGAGGCGCCUGAUGAACCUCAUGCGGGAUGUGGAGAGGGAGGAUCUGGACUGGGACCUCAUCUAUGUGGGCCGGAAGCGGAUGCAGGUGGAGCACCCCGAGAAGGCUGUGCCCCGCGUGAGGAACCUGGUGGAGGCCGACUACUCCUAUUGGACACUGGCCUACGUGAUCUCCCUGCAAGGCGCCCGCAAGCUGCUGGCCGCCCGGCCACUCUCCAAGAUGCUGCCCGUUGACGAGUUCCUGCCAGUCAUGUUCGACAAGCACCCAGUGUCCGAGUACAAGGCCCACUUCUCCCCCCGCAACCUGCGAGCCUUCUCUGUGGAGCCUCUGCUCGUGUAUCCCACACACUACACGGGGGACGAUGGGUACGUGAGCGACACAGAGACCUCGGUCGUGUGGAACAACGAGCACGUCAAGACUGACUGGGACCGUGCCAAAUCGCAGAAGAUGAGGGAGCAGCAGGCACUGAGUCGAGAGGCCAAAAACUCAGAUGUACUGCAGUCCCCGCUGGACAGCGCUGCCCGGGAUGAGCUCUGAGGGGCAGCUGCUAACGCACCGGAGCAGCCUCCAGUUGCUCGCUGGAGACAGCAGGGCCCCCGAGGACCCCUGGCAGGCCACAGAGCACUCUCCAUGCAGGGUGGUGUCCAGCCAGCUCUUGCUCAGCAAUCACGUGCACGCAGGCAGCAUUAAUGGAGUGCCUACUGUAUGCCAAGAAUAGUGUUUGGCCCUGAGAGAGUGGGUGGGAACAGGCCAGCACGCAUCUCUCCAUGUGCCUGACAUUUCUAAAGCACUGGCUGCGUACCAGGCCUGCGAGUGACGGCAGUGAAUGGGGCACAGUUGUUUCCUCAGUGAUGAUGCAGUCAUCAGGCAUUUAUUGAUUCCCCCCAAAUUGGGCACUAGUGAUACACAUUCAUUUUUAAAAAUUAAGUAUUUAUUGAGUGCCUACUGUAUGUUGGGCACCAUUUCAGGCUCUGGGAAUAUUGAGAUAAACAAGACACUUUCUUUUAUUCAAACACAUAUCAAGCACUGAUUAGCCUGGUACUUGUCACACAAAAAUUCUCAUUGACUCAGUGCUUUGGUUGAAUGUCUGCUGUGUGCCGGGAGCUGAGCUUAGUGCUAGGGAUGGAGCUACAUGAGGCGUUUUUCACUCUUAAAUUGGUUUCUUCCCCACACAUCUGGAGGGCACCUACUGUGCACCAGGCAUCAGUGAUACAAAACAGUACGAUAGUUGUUUGGACAGCAUUUGGUCACCCACAUGUGUGCUGGGCCACUAAUGAACAGAAGAAUCCUUUCCUUUCUUCAUGCAUUAGGCAUUUAUUGAGUGCCUACUCUGUACCAGACCUUGUGGACUCCCAGUGGGGUUAGAGAAUGGUUGAGUUGAAGUCCUUAUUCAUUCCCUAGUCACCUGAGCUGUGUGCACACCACUCCCUAGCAGGGAGCGUGGCUGUCCUCUCACCAGGGGCUGCUGCUGGUCCCGGUAACCACACAGCCCCCCUGGAGGGGGCGGGGGUGAAGAUGGGGGCUGGGUCUCCGCUGCCCACCCCAGCUCCUGUUCGCUUGACCUCCCAGGCCUGCAUCUCAGGUGUAGUCUGCCUGCUCGGUGGCAUUCCUCUCUCCGAGCCUUUGGCGGGCUCAGCUGCACUGAGGUGCUGCCCGCAGCUUGGGCAGGAUGCGCCCCGGCCCAGGCUGGAGGACUUGCAGUGCCUUCAGGCAGCAACGAAUGUCAGAGCUGGCCAGCAGUGCUUGACCCUCUUAGGGAUGGAUACUGCUUGCUGGGUCGGAUCCUGGAUAACUUGCUUAUUUUUUUAUUAAAUGUUCCUGGUUGGUUUUCA